Messenger RNA from Debaryomyces tyrocola, 303 nucleotides. Lineage: Eukaryota; Fungi; Ascomycota; Pichiomycetes; Serinales; Debaryomycetaceae. The record is from the annotation of a GenBank genome assembly.
AUGAAUGACGAUACUUUUGCUAAGAAUAUCAGACGGUAUAUUUUAAGAGGUGGUGANGAUGCUGAUAUCGAUGUUGAUGUUGAUACUGAUAUGGAUAAGGAUGCUGAUAUUGAUACAAUUGAGAUUACCAAAUUAGACUAUAGAACCAUUUUUGACAGGAGCACAGUUGCAAAUCUGAACCAUGUAAGCUUGAUGCGCAAGUUUUUUGAGGUUAAGAAGCAUUUAAAAAUUAGCCAGCAAAUAACUCAAAUAUUAUACAAUAUGAAGAUAAAUGGAAAGAACUAUCCAUCUUCUUCUGUGUAA